Debaryomyces hansenii CBS767 is the source of this 678-nucleotide messenger RNA. RefSeq names its product Med8p (gene MED8). The record is from RefSeq and is a predicted model, not a curated record. Gene Ontology annotation, cellular component: core mediator complex; mediator complex. The transcript has a single exon. Gene Ontology annotation, biological process: regulation of transcription by RNA polymerase II. Lineage: Eukaryota; Fungi; Ascomycota; Pichiomycetes; Serinales; Debaryomycetaceae. Bases 1 to 678 code for a protein of 225 amino acids. Gene Ontology annotation, molecular function: RNA polymerase II cis-regulatory region sequence-specific DNA binding; transcription coregulator activity.
AUGAAUUCAAUACAUUCUGCCAAUAGUAACACAGUACUGACGUCUGAGAUAAAUACAUCGCAAAUACCAACUGAUUCUUUGGAAUCCAUACGGAAUCGCCUAAAUCAAGUACAUUUAUCACUCCGUAAACUAUCGGACCAAAUCAAUCAUCAUAAUCGUCAUCCCAAUAAGGUAAAACUUCCAAAUUAUGCCCAGUUCCAGAAUCAAUUCCAAGUAUUGUUAACCCAGUUGCAUACUAUAACAUCAGAUUUAGAAAAUAAUGAUGAAUUGUUGAAAAAUACAAAUGUAUACCCACUACCAUCGUUUCCAACUACACAGCAAGAAGGCUUAAUAACGACACUAUUGAGGAAAAAGCCUUUACCCGAAGUUGAUGAAUGGAUAGAAAGUGCUAUAGAUAAAAGAAAAAAUGAAUAUGUUAAUGUACAGAAGGAUGAUGAAUUUGCACAGUGGUGUUUAACGAAGAUCGAAGAAUUGAGAGAAGACUUUCAGUUUUAUGGGUUCAACUCGGUAGAAGAAUUGAAAUACUUGGAUUCUGAAGACGAAAAAAAAGAGACUGAAGAAAAUAAGAAGAUAGAGAACCAAAAAUACGAAGAGGAGCUAAAGAUAACCGCUGGAGGUAAGAGUGGUCUUCAUCCAAAUAGAGUUUUAAAGUUUAUGUGUCAAGGUGUAUUAACAUAA